AUGGACAGGUGCAUGUGCUGUUGCGCACCGUGCAAACCACGAUAUCGCAGGCUGGUGGAUGCAAUUUAUCCCAGGCGAAAAUUGGCAACGGAUUCAUUUGUGAACUUCGCGAACAUCGAAGAGAAUACCCCGGCGUACCACCGCGAAUAUGACUUUUUCAUUUCCAAAUUUGCCUCAAUGUGCCAUGCCAAUAGCAGCAGCCAGAAUGCAAAGGAUGUGCGAUAUGCUGGCUUGCGUGGUUUGCGAGGUGUUAUGUGGAAAUCGGCCACCGACCCGCUGCAGACAAGCAUUUGGGAGAAGGAGCAUAUGGACAAAAUUAUUCCUUCUAUUCUUUUCAAUCUUCAAGACGAUGAAGAUUCGGGUAACUUUUAUGAACUGAUGGCGAAAGCACCAUUUGGCCUAGUUUCGGUUCUGGACCCAGUCCUGAAACACUGUGAUUUGCAUAAAAAAUGGGAUCCUCCUCCUUCUUUUGCGGUUUAUACGUUUCGUGCCAUAAUGUACAGCGUAAAGGAUCCAAGCUUUGUUAUUCAGACCAAAGAGUGCCCCUCAGAGGCGCAAGAGAAAAUAUACCAGGAAUCACUGAUCAACGCAAUGGGUGAUUAUGCUUACGCGUUGCCCGACUAUCAGAAGGUGCAUUUUUGGACAACAAAAACUAAAAUUAUUUUCAGUUCGCUGUUCAUGCAAUUCUUAGAGAAGUAA
Molecule: messenger RNA, 699 nt
Organism: Gongylonema pulchrum
Lineage: Eukaryota; Metazoa; Nematoda; Chromadorea; Rhabditida; Gongylonematidae
Source: the annotation of a GenBank genome assembly